Cololabis saira (Pacific saury) is the source of this 1772-nucleotide messenger RNA. It is a transcript of the gene s1pr4, whose product is annotated as sphingosine-1-phosphate receptor 4. The record is from RefSeq and is a predicted model, not a curated record. Gene Ontology annotation, molecular function: sphingosine-1-phosphate receptor activity. The coding region runs from base 162 to 1415 and encodes 417 amino acids. The transcript is spliced from 2 exons. Gene Ontology annotation, cellular component: membrane. NCBI's taxonomy places the organism in Eukaryota, Metazoa, Chordata, Actinopteri, Beloniformes, Belonidae. Gene Ontology annotation, biological process: G protein-coupled receptor signaling pathway.
GCAUCAUCACCAGGAGCAGCCAGUGUGUGUGUUGUGCACCUGUACAGAGCUCUACCGGUUAGUGUGCUGAUAGCCUGUUUGAUCACAGGAGUGCCACACUAAUUGCCGUGCAGCUCGUUUUCACCACCAACAACGUCGAUCAGAUCAGCUCAGUUGUUGCCAUGAGUGUCUUCUCCUCUCUCACUUCCCCUUCUUCAUGCCCUCAUUUGUACCACUUACCCAGUUACCCCAGCAACACCACCAUACCAAUGACACUUAAUGGCACUGCUGCAGUUGAUCGGAUCAACCAUGUGAUCCAGGAGCAUUACAACCACACCGGCCGCCUGCAGAACAGGACCGCCUCAAACAGCCAGAGCCACAUCACCGUCUCCAUGGCUGUUUUCCUCGUCUUCAGCAUGUUCAUCGUCCUGGAGAAUCUCCUGGUGCUGGUGGCCGUCAUCUCCCGCAUCCGCCACAGCCGUCGCUGGGUUUAUGUCUGCAUUGCCAACAUCACUCUCAGUGAUCUCCUCACUGGCGCAGCAUACGUGGUCAACAUCUGCAUGUCUGGCAACCAGACUUUCCACCUCACCCCUGCUCUCUGGCUCUUCAGGGAGGGCAUGCUGUUUGUGGCUCUGGCAGCUUCUAUAUUCAGCUUGUUGCUGAUUGCUGUGGAGCGCUACACCACAAUGAUGAAACCACUGCCUCAGAAGUCGAACAGGAAAAGUUACUAUCGGAUCUACGGCUUGGUGGCACUUUGCUGGGUUUUUGCACUGGUGAUUGGCUUCCUCCCGUUGCUGGGUUGGAACUGUGUGUGCAACUUGGAUGGAUGCUCCACUCUCCUCCCUCUUUACUCCAAGACCUACAUUUUGUUCUCUCUCAUCGUCUUUUUCCUCAUCCUCCUUGCUAUUGGAGUGCUUUAUGGUGCCAUCUACUGCCACGUACACAAGAGUGCUCAGAUGAGCCCCGUACGCAGUCGCAAACGCUCCUUGGCUUUGUUAAAAACCGUGAUCACUAUUGUGGGGGUAUUUAUGCUCUGCUGGGGGCCACUGUUCCUGCUGCUCCUGGUGGAUUUCUUCUGUGUCUCCCGUCAGUGUGCACUGCUGUUCAGCGCUGAUUUCUGCAUCUCCUUGGCUGUCCUCAACUCUGGCCUGAACCCCAUCAUCUACGCCCUGGGCAGCAGCGACAUGAGGAAGGCUAUGGCCAAGCUGUUGUGCUGCUGCUGCCUGAGGGCCGGCCUCUGUCACCCGGACACUUUCACAUCCAGGGAGACCAGCAGCACUUCAGAGAGCAGGAGGAACAGUCUGAGGAACAGCUUUAGCAAGAUCAGGAAUCUGAGUGUUGCCUCUCCACCAUCAACUCCGAGCAAGCUGCGCAAGUCACCCAGAAAAAGCAGAUUGAGCACCACUACCAGCUGCUUGUCAGUUUCAAGUGGUUAAACCACAAAAGGCUCCCCUCCCAAGGAAAUAAGACCUGUGUGCACUGAUACACAUCUAACCGUUUCUUCUGAGUUUCUGUUUGAAUGUUCACUGCACACAGAUGAUAACAAGAAAAGCUGGUUUAAAUGUGAGUUUAUUUAAAAAAAAAAAAGAGGCUACCUUAACAUUUGCAAUAAUAUUAUACAUAUCUAUGAUUUUUUCAACAUCUAAUGGCAUUAAUGAUGUUGAUGCAUUUCCUUCAACUACUGUACCCAUCUGCUAUAAACCUGUUUACUUAUACCUAGUCAGAAAAAAUAUGUAAUUUCAUGGAAUUUGCAUGUAUGUUAUUGUGUACAUUAAAAUUUUGUAACUUGUUGA